Messenger RNA from Pyricularia oryzae 70-15, 3050 nucleotides. RefSeq lists its product as uncharacterized. The transcript has 3 exons. The coding region runs from base 1276 to 2949 and encodes 557 amino acids. Gene Ontology annotation, molecular function: transmembrane transporter activity. The record is from RefSeq and is a predicted model, not a curated record. Lineage: Eukaryota; Fungi; Ascomycota; Sordariomycetes; Magnaporthales; Pyriculariaceae. Gene Ontology annotation, biological process: transmembrane transport.
CCGGCCAUCAAGGUCAAACAAAGAAACCAUCCCAUCAACGCUCCCGGUUGAUUGAUUGAUUACUGGGGGCUGACAUGGAAGUGUGUACUGCUCACCUAGGGGAAUCCCACAGACCUGGAUGAGGUAGAAACUUUAUCGUUUUCUAUACUCUUGUUUGAGGUGGAUUCUGUGGGUUUGCAAACAACGAUGUAGGUUCUCAGUCAUCCGUACAGUCAGGUCGCCCUUUACCAAAAGAGACCCUUCGAUCGCCUCGCUCAGUAGACAGUGGCAAUCUCGAGCUUGAUCUCAGUUGCAGAGCAGCAACACCAUCUCCGUUGAGAUGCAGUGUGUCUUUCUCGUCGAAACAACCGACCGAAAACAUUUUCAGCACACGAACAAGGGACGCCGUAAUUCCGGUGAUUAAGGCUGCCGCUAGGUCGGAUCUGCUCAACUUGUUCAGCUCACUCUUUUUCGUCUUUUUUGGUCUCAUUGUCGCUUUUUUAUGGGUUUACUUUCUCUCUCCCGAUUUCGUACCACCAAAAAUGGACAUCUUCUUUCUUUUUGACUUCUGUUAUUGUCCGGUCUUGGUAUACAGACACACGCAAGUUGCCGAAGUCGUGUCGAACGAGAAUUAGUUUCCGACUGCCAAGCAAUUCAAAUCAAUUUGGCUUUUUGUUUCCCCCUGAUUUACUCUUACCUGGUUCGCUGGCCUAUUUGAGUCAGCCUCAUUUCCAUGCCCGCCAACAAAUUCUCGUUGAAACCCAAUAUGGGCAGCUUCAGACGGUGAACUGUCCCAGUUUGCUGGCGCGGGUACCGUCGCAAAUUCCCCGGUCGCUCGAGACCGCCAUGACCCGGUAGCUUUUUAGCAAUACCCUGUACCUGUACCCGCAUGUCUUUGAAUUUUAUUGGGGAACAGACGCGGUAAUGCCACUUCAGGAUGGUUUGGAAACACACAGACGACCGGUCCAAGUACUAUUCAUACAAAGACCCGACAGGGCUGGAUGAUGAGAUGGGCGCUGGAGAGUCCCUCUUCCGUGAUCGUCCACUGGCGUCAUUUCCUUGCGUUUAUUUUCGGUGGCCCGUGAACACCGCAAUUUGUGCCUUCCGUUUAUUUCCUUCUUAUUUCGACCUUACCCAGGUAGCUUUUUGCCAAGCUUCUUCUUGCAUUUGUGGUUUCAUACUUCGGCACUUUUGUUCUUUUGACAGCAUCUAACACUCCGAAGGGCAGAUUGGAAAGUCGCUGAGCGGGUCUUCCAGCUGGGAAAAGAAGCCAACACGGAGAGGAACAAAGGAAGAAUGCCGACUGCCCCUUCAUUCCACCCAAGAUGGGCUUUCGGCAUAUUGAACCAUCACGAAACCAUCCAUGUACCAGGCUCUGUGGUUUUGGUCGCUAGAGAUGGCAGCGGCAGCGACUCUCAAUCGACAACAGACGUUGAAUCCAAGGCGCCAGAAACCCCCGACACUUCGGUUUCUGAAAGGGCCUUGAUUCCCAUCACGUCCGCGAAGAAGACGCACCACAGCAACAUUAUCCUUCACCCACAACCAGAAGAUUCCCCUAAUGACCCCUUGAACUGGCCGGUAUGGCGUCGAAACAUGGUGCUGUUGUCCGUUGGCCUUUUCUGCAUGAUGGGAGCCGGGCUCACGCCAGUCUUGGCCGCCGGCUUCACGGACAUAGCAAACGAGUACCAGAUCGACGUUGAUCGUGUUCCUCUCACCACAGGCAUGUACAUGCUUGGGAUGGGCAUUGGAUCCGUCUUUGUGGCUCCCACGGCGUUACUGUAUGGCAAGCGACCGGUGUAUCUAGGCGGGGCUGCACUCCUCGUCGUUACCUGCGCUUGGUGUGCGUUGUCACCCACUUUUGAGUCUUUGGUGCUGGCACGGGUGUUUCAAGGAAUUGCCGUCAGUCCCAUUGAGUGCCUUCCGGGGUCAACGAUCAGCGAGACCUUUUUCCUACACGAGAAAGCAUUCCGCCUGGGCAUUUACACGCUGCUGCUUAUGAUCGGCAAGAAUUUGUUCCCGUUGGCAAGUGCGGGUAUUAUGCAGGGUCUGGACUGGCAAUGGGUGUUCUGGAUCUCUGCUUUCCUUGCUGCCUUGAUCGGUAUUUUGAUCUUAUUUUUUGCCCCUGAAACAUUUUGGGAGCGCAGACCCGACCUUCACAACUCCAGGUACACAGAUGAGCUGCGAAGUCUGCCACGGCGGACCAUGGCGCAGGAGCUUCAACCGUACCACGGUCGACUCAUUCGGGACAGCUGGAUACAGGUGGCUUGUCGCCCUUUUACACUAUUUUCGUACCCGGCUGUUAUCUGGUCGGCGCUAGUUUACGCAUGCUCAGUGGGGUGGCUCGUCGUCAUGUCCGAGUCGGUCGAUGUCAUCUUCAUCGGCGGCGCAUACCAGUUCACUCAGCUGCAGACCGGACUGGUGUAUAUUUCGCCACUGAUUGGAGGAAUUUUGGGCACAGCCAUCGCUGGCAAGAUAUCGGAUUGGAUCGUUCCGAAGAUGGCAAGACGGAAUGGAGGCAUGUAUGAGCCCGAGUUCCGACUUGUCAUGGUUGUGCCGGCAUUCAUUGCCACUGUCACUGGCCUGGUCGGAUUCGGCUGGUCGGCAGAAUGGAACGAACACUGGAUGGUACCAACGACGUUCUUCGGCUUGGUGUCAUUUGGUUGUUCGCUAGGCGCCACCACGGCCAUCUCGUUUGUCAUGGACAGCCACGGCCAGUACAGCGUAGAGACGCUGGUGUCGCUGACCUUUUGUAAAAACGUCUUCCAUGGUAUGAUUUUCAGCUUCUUCUUCACCGACUGGCUGCUGCAGGACGGCAGUCGCUGGGUCUUCAUGUGGCUGGGCGUCAUUCACUCCAUUGUGAUGCUGAGCGGAAUUCUCAUGUACAUAUUUGGCAAGAGGGGGAGGAUGUGGGUGGCCAAGAGGGCUCGCGGCGAUGGAGUUGUUAUUCCCCGGCCCAGGGGGCACAGUUGAUACAUGAUCGUAAUGUCUUUUGUGUACACAAAGCAGAUGUAUGGGUAUACAGGUUUAUAGACCCGCGUGUUUUCUCUAAUAUGAUUUUCCUUUUCGUCGUU